GCGCUUCAUGCACGGCUUGUUCAGACUCUCCCGUUUUCCUUCGGCUCGCUGCGAUCCGCCAGCUCCUUUAAGUUUAAUUGAACCUGAUUAAUGAAAGCAGAACAGCCAGCGCCUGAGCUGACUCUGUAAUUAUUCUGUGACUAAUAUACUGUUUAAAGCAUGCUCUGGUUCAGAAACAAUCACUGUAUGCGCCGCCUCCUCUGGUCCGCUCCGCUCUGCUCUCGUCCCUCCUCUUCCUCCUCCUCUUCCUCCUCUUCCUCCGGCUCUGCGCUCCGUCUCCGCUUCAGGCAGCAGAUCUCACCGUGGAACGGAACCCAAAAUGCAGCGAGAAGCCGGACCCGUCCACGCUGCAGUUCGGUAAGCAGUUCUCUGACCACAUGCUGACUAUAAGCUGGUGUGAGAAGGACGGCUGGGACGCCCCGCAGAUCAAACCCUUCCAGAACCUGUCUCUACACCCGGCCUGCUCCGCCCUGCACUACUCCAUAGAGCUGUUUGAGGGCAUGAAGGCCUUCCGUGGAGUGGACAACCACAUCCGCCUGUUCAGGCCGAUGCUGAACAUGGAGAGGAUGCACCGCAGCGCAGAGAGGAGCUGCCUUCCUCUCUUUGAUAAGCUGGAGCUGCUGCAGUGCAUCAGGAAGCUGGUGCAGGUGGACCAGGACUGGGUCCCUUUCUCCCAGGACGCCAGCCUCUACAUCCGGCCCACCUUCAUAGGAACGGAGCCGUCUCUGGGCGUGUCUCGAGCCGGGAAGGCGCUGCUCUUCGUCAUCGUCGGCCCGGUGGGACCCUACUUUGCCACGGGUUCCUUCAACCCGGUGUCUCUGCUGGCGGAUCCGGCCUUUGUGCGGGCUUGGAGAGGAGGAGUCGGGGCGUACAAGAUGGGAGGGAAUUACGGGCCGACCAUCGCGGUGCAGACGGAGGCGCUGAAGCAGGGCUGCCAGCAGGUGCUGUGGCUGCAUGGAGAGGAUGAGGAGAUCACCGAGGUCGGCACCAUGAACCUCUUCAUCUACUGGACCAACACCAAAGGAGAGAGAGAACUGGUGACUCCUCCUCUGGACGGCAUCAUUCUCCCUGGAGUGACCCGGCAGUCUCUGUUGGACCUGAGCAGAGCCUGGGGCGAGUUUAAAGUGACGGAGCGAACGAUGGGGAUGAAGGAGCUCCUGGAGGCUCUAGAUGCUGGAAGAGUCCUGGAGGUGUUUGGAGCUGGAACAGCCUGCGUCGUUUGUCCCGUUGGAAGCCUCCUUUAUAAAGGAAAGACUUAUCAGAUUCCCACCAUGCAGAACGGUCCAGAUCUUGCUAAGAGAUUCUUCAAAGAGCUUACUGAUAUUCAGUACGGACGCAAACCCAGCGACUGGGCGCCAGUGGUCGCUUAAACAGCCGUCUUUGCACACGUCACAUCUAUCAACGGUUUUUAUGUCCUGUGGUUCCAGUUUGAACGACCAGCGGCCCUCUAAUGCACUCCCCCCCCCAAACUUCACCACUCCGAGGGGACGGGGGGACAGAUGGGUGGGUGUCCCCGUCCGUCCCCUCAGGCCCCCCCCCCCCCCCCCCCCCACACACAGACCCCUGAAAGGAGACCGGGUGGAGGUUUGAAUGUAAUGGCUGUAGAAAACAAUACAUCAUGCACCUAGAUGACAAAAAAAACAGCAGAAUAUAAAGAUUUCAUGUAAAGCAUUAUUAUGAGGAAUCUCCAUAGGUAACUCUAGAUGAACAAACCUCCAUUGUGAUCAUUGUUGUCGGCACAAACAGACUUCUCCAUGUUUAUAAAGCAGCUACAUGUUGCGUGUGUAGGAGCUGGAUGUAGGACAGCCUCUCUGCAGUAUGCACUAUUAUUCACUGUAGACCAACUUUUAGCUGUUACACCUGUGUGCGGAUGUCCUGUUACUCUUUUGCACGGUUCUCGGCGGUGGAGGCGACGUCCAGAGGAAACGUUAUUAUGAACGCCAGCCAUCAGAAAGCUGGUCGACGGUUGGAGGCAAAGAUGUAGAAGAGAACUGAACGCUGGCUGUUACUCCUGCACUAGUUUGUGUUUUAUCAGAACAAUGUAACGUUACAGAUUGUCUUUAGAGGCUUUUAAAUUAUUGUAUCCGUGUGUUGAUGUGAAAUUUGGCCAGCUGUCUUCCAAAGUGUCACCAGCAGGGAUGGAAAUUCGUUUUUUUUUUAUUUUUUGUUUAUUCACACCAGCCACAGUAGCUGGUGAAAAAUAAAUUUUACCAGCCUCUCAAACAUUUUUUUAUUGUUUUGUGUAUUUGACUUGGUUAAAAACACUCUUGGUACAAUCUAAUAACAUAAAUGGGUCAAUUUAUUCUUAAAUUUGAUAGAGCAAAUUGAGAUUGAAACAUAAAUGUGUACUUACAACAGAAACUAGCUCGUUUUAGUUAAGUUAGUACUAAAAUAAAACUUUAACAAAGCUACACAAUCCUGUCUUUGACAAGUCCUUUCCGUACUUUGUUGCUUCAUUAUCCCUAAUCUGUAUGUGAUCCUUCUCUCCUGAAAGUAGUUAAUACAUUAUGUAUGCACAAAAAGAAGGUUAAAUAAUAAUAAUAAUAAUAAAACCUGUCUCUGUGGGAGCUCUAACCAAUCACUGCUCCUCGCACCCAAUGGCAGAGAUUUGAGUUUUGUUCCUGCUCUCACUUCAGUUACUGCAUAGUUUUUAUUCUUCUACUGUCUGAAUGCGUUUAGAACAGACUAGCAGCAAGCCGGGCACACUGCUGCCCCCUACAGGCCAGCUCUACUAAUUGAAUGCAGUGUUUUCUGCAAACCCGCCACUCUGGCUGGUGGAUUCGUCAAUCUUACCCGCCACUUGAUAAAUGUACCUGCAUUUUACCAGUGGCGGGUGCGAAUUUCCAUUCCUUGCUGUAUUCUCCUUCUUUAAUGUUUGUUUUUUCUUUUUUCUGAAUGUACUGUACUUGUACUCAGAUUGUACUCCUGCCCUCUCCUCGAAGUGCCUGACCCCCCCUGACCGGUUACUUGUCCUUCUGGUGUUUCUUUCUCUUGACGAUGUUGCUGAAAACAAGUCAGUUUAGUUUAAUUUCCAACGUGCUGUUACUUUUAUUCGGUUUUUACAAUAAAAUAUUAUUUGAGGUUUA
Messenger RNA from Fundulus heteroclitus (mummichog), 3086 nucleotides. RefSeq names its product branched chain amino-acid transaminase 2, mitochondrial (gene bcat2). Gene Ontology annotation, cellular component: mitochondrion. Bases 378 to 1370 code for a protein of 330 amino acids. Gene Ontology annotation, biological process: L-valine biosynthetic process; L-leucine biosynthetic process. Lineage: Eukaryota; Metazoa; Chordata; Actinopteri; Cyprinodontiformes; Fundulidae. Gene Ontology annotation, molecular function: branched-chain-amino-acid:2-oxoglutarate transaminase activity. The record is from RefSeq and is a predicted model, not a curated record. The transcript has 10 exons.